Molecule: messenger RNA, 555 nt
Organism: Plasmodium gallinaceum
Lineage: Eukaryota; Apicomplexa; Aconoidasida; Haemosporida; Plasmodiidae
Product: conserved Plasmodium protein, unknown function
Exons: 1
Coding region: 1-555 (184 amino acids)
Biological process (GO): tRNA splicing, via endonucleolytic cleavage and ligation; tRNA-type intron splice site recognition and cleavage
Cellular component (GO): tRNA-intron endonuclease complex
Molecular function (GO): tRNA-intron lyase activity; nucleic acid binding
Source: RefSeq, a predicted model, not a curated record
AUGAGAAUUAUAUAUAAAUAUAAAAAUGAGUAUUAUGAAUUACUAAUGAGCGAGGAAAAUGCUGAUGAUAAAGUAAUUGAGGUUUUCAAAAAAAAUACAAAUAAAUUCGAUUAUAAUAAAAUAAAAUAUUAUGAAGAAAUAAAUUCAGAUUUGUUAAAUUUUGAACAGUUUAGUUGCUCCAAUAUAAAGGAUAAUAAAAAAAAAAAAGGAAAAAUAGUGAAGCUAAAUUAUAAAUUAGAUAAUGCAUUGAAUGAUAAAAAUAAGAUGAAACUUUAUUUGAAAUAUAAAAGAUAUUUUGAAAACAAAAAUUAUAUUGUUAAAAGCGGACAUAUAUACGGAGCUGAUUUAUUAUUAUAUUUAAGUGAUGAAAAAUAUACACAUUCAAUUUAUGUUGUUUAUUUUAUAAAUGAACAAAAAUCUUUAAGAGAUUUAAUUCAAAUAUUAAGAUUAUCUUGUACCAUAAAAAAAAAAGUUAUUUUAGUCAUUGUAAAUGAAAUUAACAAUUUUGACAUAUACAAUUCCAUUGUUUAUAUAAAAGUUUACUUAUAUAAAUAA